CUCCCCGCCAACCCGCUUCUUCCCCUUCUGCAUUUUGUCCUGUUGACAUCGCCGCACUUAAACGUCUAAAAGUUUCCUGCUGCAAAUCCAAGCCCUGUCCUACAGCAAAAAAUGAGCAGCCAACCUCCUCUGGUACAUGUGGAGAAGUGGAUAGCUGAAAACCAAAAUGCUUUUCUGCCACCAGUGUGCAACAAGCUCAUGCACUUCUCCCAGGUGCUCAUCAUGUUUGUUGGGGGUCCUAACACUAGGAAGGAUUAUCAUAUAGAGGAAGGGGAGGAGCUGUUCUUCCAGCUAAAGGGAGACAUGUGUCUGAAGGUGAUUGAAAAUGGGAAACACAAGGAUGUACACAUCAAAGAAGGCGAGAUGUUUCUGCUUCCAGCACGAAUCCCCCACUCCCCCCAGAGACAAGCCAACACUGUUGGACUGGUGGUGGAGAGAAGGAGACUGCUGACUGAAACGGACUGCCUGAGGUACUAUGUGGACAACACCACAGACAUCUUAUUCGAGAGAUGGUUCUACUGCGAGGAUCUUGGAACACAAUUAGUUCCAAUAAUCAAAGAAUUUAUGGCAUCAAAGCAGGCCAAGACAGGAAAACCUGAUCCAAACGAAGUCUUCAGAGAGCCUCCGUUCCAGCUGAACACCAUGAAUGUGAUGAAGCCGUUUUCCUUCAAAGACUGGCUUGACAAACAGAGGCCAUCCCUGGCCAAUGGCAGGCCUAUCGACAUCUUUGGAGCCCAAUUUGAGACAGAAGUAAUGCUGUUUGGACCUGGGAUGACAGAUACCUCGAUCCAUCCAGCUGAUGUGUGGAUUUGGCAAAUGGAGGGAUCUUCAAGGGUAACUGUAGCGGAGCAAACCUUUAAUCUGACUUCAGGAGACAGUUUGCUCAUCCCCGAGCAGAGCCAAUACCAGUGGCAGAGGAAUGAGCAGACCGUUGCUUUGUUUGUUGUGCAAAAUCCAGAGCGGAAGAGAACCUAAUUGUCAACUAUAUUUGAGUUAAAUACAGAGAGUGGUGGAAAUAUGUAUUGAACAUAUCAACCUUUUUCUCAGUAAACAUAUUUUUACUAUGCUAUUGACUUGAAACUCACAUUAGAUGUUGGUAAAGGCUCAGGUGUUUCACACAAGCAAAGAAAUCAACACAAAUGAGGGUAUGUGAAGUCAACUAAGAUGAUAUAGGGAAUAAUCAAAAACAUACCUACUGAAGUUUGUUUAUCAUUUAGUAGAAAAGCCUCUUUUUAUAACGCAACUUUUAGAUGGUUCCCGUAUAAAGAAAAGAAAUGAGUCACAUGCAUUGGUCCGGUGAGACUUUGACCCAUUCUGUCACAGAUAUUCUUCAGAUCUUGAAAAUCACCAUCUUCAGAUUCUUAGCAGAGAACUUGCUGGUACAUCUCUCCAAUCAUCUUCCCUUUAAUUAUACGAUGUUUCCUAACACCAUAUGCUCAAAAACAGCCCUACACCAUGAUGUGACGUGCAACUCCUCCUCCAAACAUCGUGGUCUAAUCUGACAAAACUAUAUUUAUUCUCUGAGUAAUUCCUAGGCUUGCUCAAAUGCUCAGCACUAAAACUUCAAACAAGCUUUAGGAGGCCUUUAUCUGCAGCAGUGGAGUCUUACGCAGUGAGUUGAUAGCAUUGUUGUUGUGUGCACCACUUAUUGUUUUUCUAAUUUUCUCCGCAGUUGUUCCUUGAAUUCUGGACAACCCUUCUGAUUAUUUUUAGAUUCUUCAGUCAGAAAUCUUGCAGGGAGCAGCUAUCCGUGGCUGGUUUAUGGGGAAAUUAUGUUAUUUCAACUUCCAGAUUAUGGCCCUAGCGCUUAAUGGAAUAUAGAGAUUUUUAUAAAUACGUUUGUAACCAGUGCUAUUUGUAUGUUUUGCAAAGUUAAGGUUGUGAAGGUCUUGAGAGAGCUUUUUGGUUUGUAUGAUAGCUUAGUAAUCAGAAACCUUAUUAUCGACCAUCAGUUAGGACUAAUUUAUCUCAUAUUCAUUUGGAUUUAAAUUAAUUUAUGGACAUUGGUUUUUAAGGAAGUCUGGUGUGAAUUUCAAAUCAACACCACUAUUAGAUGUACACUGAGAAAAAGUUGACUUGUUUAUUUUGGUGCUGUAUAAUGAAGGAUCACACACAGUAAAUAAUGCAACUUAAUUUUGGUUUGGUGAGUUUAAAGAUUAUUAACAAAAGAAGCACUUAAUACUGAAUCUGCAGUCAGUUUCUAAGCUACUGGAAAUAAAAGUGAUAUUACACAAUG
Messenger RNA from Fundulus heteroclitus (mummichog), 2236 nucleotides. It is a transcript of the gene haao, whose product is annotated as 3-hydroxyanthranilate 3,4-dioxygenase. Gene Ontology annotation, cellular component: cytoplasm. The coding region runs from base 112 to 975 and encodes 287 amino acids. Gene Ontology annotation, biological process: quinolinate metabolic process; 'de novo' NAD+ biosynthetic process from L-tryptophan. Lineage: Eukaryota; Metazoa; Chordata; Actinopteri; Cyprinodontiformes; Fundulidae. Gene Ontology annotation, molecular function: iron ion binding; 3-hydroxyanthranilate 3,4-dioxygenase activity. The transcript has 10 exons. The record is from RefSeq and is a predicted model, not a curated record.